UCCUCACUAUCUGCCGAACCAACCUCUUCUUCCACGAAGCCACUUCCAAGUUCCUCACCUGUUCCUGCUCCAUCGCCGUCGCCAUCGCCAUCGCCAUCGCCAUCGUCAUCGUCAUCGCCAUCUCCCACCCCGAAGCCAUCCCCGAAGCCAUCUCCUGUAUCCUCCUCAGAGGAAGCUAAGUCAACUGAGGCCGCUGUCGCCACCUCUAACAAUGCGAAAAAUCCUAAUGUCGAGAGCAACUCUGGCGCAACCUCCUCCAGCGACAUCAACCUUUACCUUGCAGCUCAUAACUCUGUUCGUGCUCAACAUGGUGCUUCUGACUUGACCUGGAGCGACAGUCUCGCCGCGACGGCUCAAACCUGGGCGGAUAAAUGUGUCUUCAAGCACUCUGGUGGGACCCUUGGGCCGUUCGGAGAGAACCUGGCCGCUGGUACCGGGAGUAGCUAUGGCAUCACGGAAGCGGUCAAGUCCUGGACUGAUGAAGUUUCCGAGUAUAGCCCUAGCAACCCGCAACCCUCGCACUUCACGCAGGUGGUCUGGAAAUCGAGCACACAGGUUGGCUGCGCCGUGCAGUCUUGCAACGGGAUCUUUGACCCAAGCUUUGGCGAAGCAAAGUUCUUUGUCUGCGAGUAUUCACCGGCCGGUAACGUUAUUGGAGAGUUCGAGUAA
This is a messenger RNA of Heterobasidion irregulare TC 32-1, 669 nucleotides long. RefSeq lists its product as uncharacterized. The record is from RefSeq and is a predicted model, not a curated record. Lineage: Eukaryota; Fungi; Basidiomycota; Agaricomycetes; Russulales; Bondarzewiaceae. The transcript has 4 exons. The annotation marks the transcript as partial.